Messenger RNA from Fulvia fulva, 741 nucleotides. RefSeq lists its product as uncharacterized. NCBI's taxonomy places the organism in Eukaryota, Fungi, Ascomycota, Dothideomycetes, Mycosphaerellales, Mycosphaerellaceae. Bases 1 to 741 code for a protein of 246 amino acids. The record is from RefSeq and is a predicted model, not a curated record. The transcript has a single exon.
AUGCCAGGCAACAAGGUCACCAAGAUGCCAUCUGGAACCACACUCUUCCAGCAAAUGAAGCCACUAGCGAUCACAGCCGCAGUCAUCUUCCUGGCCCUCCCAAUCAUCUACGUAGGCAUCGAAUACACCACCUCCCUCGCCUUCAUUGAGAGCUACUCCUACAUCAAAAACCACACCUCCGACCUCGGCAUCCCCUACGCCUACACAGACCCUCUCACCAACCUCCAAACCUACUCCUACAAAGCGCAACUAAUGCGUCUCAACUUCGUCGUCAACGGCUUCCUCUACUACAUCGGACACACAGUCCUCCUGCAGGCCACCACACCACUCACCGGAGGCAGGUACAACCUCCCUCGAGCGGCGGUGUCGGUCAUUUACUGUUUGGGAAUCGUAUUAGUAGCGGCUGUACCUGGAGGGCCCGGGGAGAAGCAGGAUGGGAAAGCGGUCUGGCAUGUAGUCGGGGCGGCGAUGGCUAUUGUGGGUGCGAAUGUCAAUAUCAUUUUGGCAGGCUUGGCUGCGCCUUCCACGACUCAACCGGUCUAUAGGGGAUUGUGCUUACUGCUGGGCACGGUGGGGAGUGUUGGGCUUGCGAUCUUUGUUGCGAGGCAUGGCGGUGGUAUGCAAGGAUUCUGGCAGAGGUCUUCGAUUUAUCCGAAUCACGUGUGGAAGUUCCUUACUGGCAUCCAUUUGGUCUACUUGUUGAUGCAAUCGAAAACGGCAGACGCGAUCAAGCGCGAGUGA